Dermochelys coriacea (leatherback sea turtle) is the source of this 4055-nucleotide messenger RNA. RefSeq names its product Rho GDP dissociation inhibitor alpha (gene ARHGDIA). The coding region runs from base 1818 to 2435 and encodes 205 amino acids. Gene Ontology annotation, cellular component: cytosol; cytoplasm; membrane. Gene Ontology annotation, molecular function: Rho GDP-dissociation inhibitor activity; protein binding. Lineage: Eukaryota; Metazoa; Chordata; Testudines; Dermochelyidae. The transcript is spliced from 4 exons. The record is from RefSeq and is a predicted model, not a curated record. Gene Ontology annotation, biological process: Rho protein signal transduction.
GGCUGGGCGGAUCGGGGUCGCGGUGUCACAGCAGCGCGAGGAGCUGAACGGGCCGGGUGUAACUCACGUGUGUAAAGAUGGCAGAGCAGGAGCCGACCGCAGAGCAGCUGGCCCAGAUUGCAGCAGAGAAUGAGGAAGAUGAACACUCUGUCAACUAUAAACCACCUGCCCAGAAAAGCAUCCAAGAGAUCCAGGAGCUGGACAAGGAUGAUGAAAGCCUGCGCAAAUACAAGGAGGCUCUGCUGGGUUCUGUGAAUGUAGCUACUGGUGAGUCCUGGUGUCAUCUCAGAGCAUGUGGUUCUAUCUGUGCAGACAUUAAACAGCUACAACAGCCAAGACCCCUUCUCUACACCUUUAACUGCUUCAGGCAGACACUAAGAACUCUCCCACCCUCCUCCCAGAUCUCUCUUCAUACAUGCUGCUGAAAGCCCAGCUUUAACUCGAGGAUGCAAAUAAUCAGUUGGGAGUAACUCUCCAAUAUGGGCACUGCUAGAUGUCUGGUCUGCCAGCCUUUACCCAGCUAGCUUAAGUCAGUCAUUGGUCCUUUGAGUAAAGCUUGAGUCGAUAUCUUCUGGGAUGUUUCUUCUGAAUGGAAGAUUCAGAGACAUCUUUCUGUCCUGAGUACAAAACGAGGGGAACCCUGGAUCUCUGCUCCAGACAGGCCCAUUCUUUCUAGUUCUUACCUGCUCCUUUGCGUUUCCAGGAACUGAGUGAAAGGAGAAAGAAGGAUGUAGAUGGGUUGGGCCUUGGGGUGGGGAUGUCAUUAGCACUUUUAGGACUUGUCUAACAGCCUCUUCUUCGUCUUAGAUCCCAGUACUCCUAAUGUGGUCGUGACCAAACUGACACUGGUCUGUGCCAUUGCCCCUGGCCCUCUGGAGCUGGACCUGACAGGUAAGCAGUAGAUGGGUACUGCGGUCUACCUUCCAAGGGGGACAGGCCUUGGCUAGCUCAGUGCAGACAAUCAGGAGCCCUGUUGGGGGGCCAGGCUAGGUCCACUGUCCAUUCUGGCCUGGAGCUCAGAAGUGGAAGUGACCUGCUAAAAUGUGUAUUUCCAAACAUAACUUGCAGGGGCCAGGCUCCUGUGAGUUUAGGGCUUCCAGCCUGGUGGUCAGUACUGCAGCCUCUCUGCUUCCUGUACCUGAGCUGCAGUGCAGAGGGCCCCUAGCACAGUGCCUUUUGGACUCCUGUUGGUUGUGCACAUUCAGUCCUGCAAGCGCUACUUAGAUGCUACCAGCUGGAGGAGCCCAGAAGCCACUUGGCAAGCGCUGGCUCACUGCUUUCCUAAAGAUAGGAAACCCACAGACCUAAUCCUGCCAUAACUCCUCAUUCCUCCCACCAAACUCAGCUCAGGCUAUGUGGGGGCAGGACCGAGCCCUACACUAAAUGAAGUAUUCCAAAUUGCUCCACAAACAAGUUACUGUUGCCAGAACUCUUCUAAAAAUACUACCCCAAAAUAAGCUGGGUUGAAUUAAAGGCUUCUCUGGGUUCUAAUCCAUGAGGAAUGUUGCACCAGCCUCCUCUAGUGGCAUGAGGGUGGAAUCCUGAUAAUGGGCCUGAGGGUCCCACUGGGAUACCUGAUUUUUAGUCAAGCAAGGUCUCCAGGUACUCCAUUUGAGGGUCACGUUUCUUCCUGCUGAUUCUGGGAAGAGGAGCUUGGUGCUGAGUCUCCUUAAGAGAGCUAGUCAUUCUGAAAUUGAGCCAUAUCCUCUGGUGUGGAUAGGUGGAUUCCUUAGGGUUUGAAUGGACUAACUUAGAAAUGGAGGUAGCUUCCAGCAUGGGUGGGUGUAAGGUGUUGAGGUCUCUAAACAGGGACACCCAUGAGUAAAUCACAUUUCUCUUCCUUUUUGGGAGGACAGUGUGUCUGGGACUCUCUCUUCCCCCACUGGGCUUUGUGCACCCUUCUGUGGAAACCAAAGGAGUUAAUGCAGGAGCUAGGGCGAGGGAGGACCCGACAUAUAGAAAGGGACACUUCCCCUGCCUGCAACCUCGCACUUCAUAUUCCAAUAGCUCCAGUCUCUGGUACAGAGCCCACCCCAAAUGCAACCCACAGCACAGUCCCUAGGGAGUCUGAGCAAACUUCUCCCUUCUCUGUAGGUGACCUGGAAAGCUACAAGAAGCAAUCGUUUGUGCUGAAGGAAGGUGUGGAGUAUCGGAUAAAAAUCUCCUUCCGGGUGAACAAGGAGAUCGUGUCAGGGCUGAAGUACAUUCAGCACACGUUCAGGAAAGGAGUGAAAAUUGACAAGACUGACUACAUGGUUGGGAGCUAUGGGCCCCGAGCAGAGGAGUACGAGUUCCUGACCCCCAUGGAGGAAGCCCCCAAGGGUAUGCUGGCCCGGGGCAGCUACAACAUUAAAUCCAAAUUCACAGAUGAUGAUAAGACUGACCAUCUGUCCUGGGAGUGGAACCUGACCAUCAAGAAGGAGUGGAAGGAGUAGCCCUUCCACAGGCCAAUUCCCAGAGAGAGAGUUAGCCAGGCAGUGGCUACAGUAGAAAUCCCACCCUGUACCAAAGUGCUGACAUUGGAACCCCACCUUCCCCUCCCAUUUUUUUAAGUCAACAAGAAGAGCGCUCAGCUCAGUAACCCUUCCCCUUCCCUCCCCCCAGAGAAUCACUGAAUGGAACUGACCAAACCAUGCUGUCUGCAUCUGACCUCCAGCUGCCUGCCUCAGGGGCAUCUGUCCUCUAGGCCUCUCCACCAUGCACAGAAGUGGGAGUGCUUUCUGCCCUCCCCAGGGCCCUGAUCAGGGUCUUGUCCCAUUGCUGCAUCUGACCUUUCUUCAAUGGAAUAAACCACAGGCAGGUGCUGAAGGAGAGGGACUCUGCAAGCUGCUUCCCACACAAAGGGGGCUUUCCUAAUGCUCCUUUCGUGGGGUGGUGCCUCACUUUGGGAGGCUGAGGAAUUGAUACCAGGCAGCCACUGAACCCUUCUAUAGGCUAAAAUCAUGUCUGUGGCCUCCCUCUCCCCUCCAGCCAGUGUCUUGAACACUGGCUGGCAGCUUCAUUUGUGGCUGUUUCCUGUAACCAUGAUGCCUUAAUGUGUGUAACAUACAUUCUCUAGGAAGGAGCCCUGAUCUUGUUAGCUCCCACCCCAUAGGUUUGUUAGCAUGCUGCCCUCUCACCUCAGUCACUCAUUAGAAAUGAGUCACAACUAACUUUGCUGCUGGCCCAUUCUCCUGAGCCUACUGCCAUGAGAGGAGAAGGGCUUGUGGCAUCCUGUGUUGCUCCCAGCCCACAGAGAGCCAUCCUUGGGGAUGUCCAGAGAAAGCUGUACUGGCAGAACUCUCCCACUUUCUGCUAUGGAGGUGUUGGUCCUGUUAGUGUAGAUCUCUCAACAGCCCAGUGCCUUCCUGUGUCUGCCCCAGCAUCUUUACUGUGGUGGGUACGGGAGUCAUGAGUGCUGCUGUUGCCUCCAAAUUAUUUCAUUGGAGCCAUUUUUGGCUGUAAAGCACUGAAAUGCCAGGGCAGCUCCUGCUCCUUCUCUUGGUUUGGUUUUCAGCUGGGGGAUAAAUCAGUUCAGUUCUGCAGCUGCUUUCACAACCUGGUCAGAACAAUAGAGCUUGCAAUGGACAAAUAUUCAAGAGCAGUUAAAGCCUUAUGUAUCAGUUCUGCCUUUGAAAUCUUGUGCCUGGCCUGUCAGUAUUUAUUGCCUUGACAAGUAGACUCCAUGUCCCCAGAGCAGUCCCUCUUCCCCUUGCAUCCUCACAGCACUGCAGCCUGGCAUCCCUAACACCCACACUGGCACAGUAGUUGGGGGCAGGAACUCUCCAGGACCCUCCAGCUACUGGACAAGCAUGUUCCAGCUCUGCAGCCAUCUUCUCUGGUUGCUUUGAUAAUACUGAUGUUCCAGAACUGGGACCAAAUGUGUGUGGUUUUCCUGUAGCUACGUCUCCUGCCCCAACUCUUCCUCUCCCCCUCCCUCUCCCCCUGCCCUUUAGAGAGAUUUUUGUUAAUUUGAUUUGGUGCAUUUUGUCUGUAAAUCUUAGACCCAGAUUAACAGAUUUGGAAUCAUCAUCUGCUUCCCCUUUUAUGACCAUUAAAUAAAAUCUUCAAACUGA